CUUAUAUAAAUUACGUGAACUCACGGAAAAAUUAAUCAGUCUGACAGAACGUUACUAACUAAACCUUGUGCCUUAAUCAUAUUUUUUAUCAACUGAAAAUGGCUAAAUUUUUGUUAAGCUUUGUCGUUGUUCUAGUUUUAAUUGCUUACGUUCAAUCUGGUCCAGUUCCAGAAGAAUUCAAAGAUGUUCAACCAACAAUUCGUGCAGCAUGUGUAAAAGAAUCAGGACUUACAAGUGAAGAUUUAGUAAACAAAGCUGCAGUCGGUGAAUUCACUGAUGACCCUCAAUUAAAAUGCUACUUGAAAUGUAUUUUCGAUCAAUUUAGAUUAGUAACCAAAAACGGAAUUAAUUUCGAAGCACUUUUAGCAUUAUCUCCACCAUCAAUGAAAGAAGAUGCAAUAAAAGCGGUCAAGGAAUGCCGUGACACAAAGGGAAAAGAAGGAGAUCUCUGCGAUUUAGCAUUUGAAGUUACAAAAUGUAUGUACAAAUCAAACCCUGAGAAAUACUUCAUCCUAUGAAUUCCAUAAACCGUCUACUCAAAAGUAUAUAAAUAAAAUCGACUAAUGGCUUGUGUGUAGGAUUGAAAUAUAAAUUUAAUUACUCAUGUACUAGAUUAUUGAAAAAUAACAAAAUAAAUAAUUAUUUUAUGUUGUAAA
Molecule: messenger RNA, 656 nt
Organism: Microplitis mediator
Lineage: Eukaryota; Metazoa; Arthropoda; Insecta; Hymenoptera; Braconidae
Product: general odorant-binding protein 56d-like
Exons: 4
Coding region: 99-518 (139 amino acids)
Molecular function (GO): odorant binding
Source: RefSeq, a predicted model, not a curated record